AUGUCUCGCAAAGGCAAGCAGCCCGUCAUCGACUUGCUUGAUGACGAGGCUAGCGCCUCGGAUCCCGACGAUGACUUGAUCGUCGACACUUCUCAUGAUUCGCGCAAGCGAAAAGUUGAGAUAGAGGCGGAGGAAAAGGUCCAGUGGACGGACGACUCCGAUGGCCCUACCGUGAAGCCGAAGAAACGACGGGCCAAACGCAAGUCGACGGCCAAAAAGCGCGAUGUGUCGGCUGUUCACGGUGAGGUCCAAGCGGCACCAGAUGAUGACUUUGAGUUUGCCGGGAUCCCAGACUAUUUGCAGGAGCGGAGGCGAGCGUUUGAUGCCGAUAAGAAACUGCACCACGAAGCCGCCCUCAUGCUGCCGCCUGACUAUUCCGGUAUCGACUUUGAUGAAUCCUCAAGGCUCUCGGAGUUGAAGGAGCGCCCAGUAUUCGACGCGUCUAGCGGUAUAAAGCCCUCGAGACCCUACAAGGACAUCGAGCUUCCUCAGUCCGCCAGUCUAAUUCCUGCUUCUAUCGCUCAGUAUCUACGCGACUACCAAGUGGCAGGUGUCCGGUUUUUGCAUCGCAAAUUUGUAUAUCAAGAGGGCGGCAUUCUGGGCGAUGAUAUGGGUCUAGGGAAGACCGUUCAGGUUGCCGCGUUCUUGACCGCCGCCUUUGGCAAAACCGGAGACGAGCGUGAUGCCAGGCGCAUGCGGGAGAUUCGCUUUUUCAGCGACCGCUGGUAUCCGCGGAUACUCGUCAUCUGCCCUGGCUCGCUCAUCAUGAACUGGAAGAACGAGAUGAACCGCUGGGGUUGGUGGCACGUUGAUGUUUUCCAUGGCGCAAACAAAGACGACGUGCUCGGCACCGCGCGCUCGGGGCUCCUGGAAAUCAUGAUCACCACUUAUGACACGUACAAGAACAGCCGCAGCUCCAUCAACAUGGUACAAUGGGAUGCUGUCAUCUGCGACGAAUGUCAUCGCCUCAAGGACAGAUAUUCGGAAACAACCAAAGCGUUGGCGGAAGUCAACGCUCUGUGUCGUAUUGGCCUUACUGGGACUGCUAUACAGAACAAAUACGAGGAGUUGUGGACGUUGCUCGACUGGACAAACCCAGGUCAUUUCGGCACCAAGGCAGAAUGGUCACAGAGAAUCACCAAGCCUCUGACGGUUGGCCAAUCCCACGACGCGACUGGUGCGCAACUUAGCCUCGCAAGGCAAACGGCAAAGAAACUGGUCCAGAACCUUUUGCCCCGCUACUUCCUGCGGCGGAUGAAGACCCUCAUCGCGGAUCAACUACCCAAGAAGACGGACCGCGUCGUCUUUUGUCCCCUCACGGAGCUGCAACUCGAGGCAUAUCAGAAUUUUCUCUCCAGCUCAGAGCUUGAACUUUUGCGGACCGUGUCGGACCAUUGCGAGCAUGGCGAGAAGAAAGGUUGGUGCUGCCGUAAACAUCUACCUGACGGUUGCACGUGGCAGCAAAUUGUGUUUCCGAGCAUCAUUAUCCUGCAGAAGCUUGCCAACCAUCUCACCCUCCUCGUCCCCUCAACAACGGAUCUGGAGCCUCGACACAAGAACGAGCUCGCGACCCUGCAGACUUGCAUGCCAGACACAUGGAAAGAGCUGUACGAACAGAGGGAUCAGAUUAGGAAUCUGGUCAACCCCGAAUUCUGCGGCAAGUGGAAGGUCCUCAAGAAGUUGCUCAAGUUCUGGCACGGUAGCGGAGACAAGGUUCUCAUCUUCUCUCAUAGCGUUCGCUUUCUGCGCAUCCUUCAACACCUUUUCACCAAUACCAGCUACAAUGUCAGCUACCUGGACGGGUCGCUGUCGUACGAACAGCGGCAAGACGUGGUGGAUACGUUCAACUCGGACCCGACGCAAUUUGUCUUUCUCAUUUCCACCAAGGCGGGAGGCGUCGGUCUCAACAUUACCUCUGCGAACAAGGUUGUCAUUAUUGACCCGCACUGGAACCCCUCGUACGACUUGCAAGCUCAGGACCGAGCGUACCGCAUUGGACAGACUCGGGACGUCGAGGUGUUCCGCCUUAUAUCACUCGGCACCGUGGAGGAGAUCGUGUACGCCCGGCAGAUCUACAAGCAGCAACAAGCCAACAUUGGCUACACUGCGUCAUCGGAGCGCCGCUACUUCAAGGGUAUACAGCAGGACACUGAGAGGAAGGGCGAAAUUUUCGGGCUCGCCAACAUUUUUACCUACCACAGUGACAGCGGGUUGCUCCGGGAUAUUGUCAACAAGACCAACAUCGCAGAAGCCAAAGCCGGCGUUCACCUCGCGGAUGUGGACAUGGAGAAGGCAUCCCAGGAUGGGGAAAGCCUCGGCAUGGUGAAGAAGGAAGAAGCGGAGAACGAGGAUGGCGGCAUCAGCCAGCUAGCCACUCUCCUGACCGCUGAAAACCAGGAGAGGCUCCUCCAAUCGCAGAAGACGGCUGUGCCGAAGACGGACGCCAUCCAAGCUAUCCUCACAUCGGCGGGUGUCGAGUACACACAUGACAACUCGGAGGUCGUCGGCACGUCAAAGGUCGAGCAGCAGCUCUCGCGCCGCGCCGAACUCGCGACGUAUGCUGCUGGAGAUGCCGAAGGGCACAGCGCACUGUUCGCCGACACUGAAGACGAGGACGGCGAUGAGCUGCACAGCGUCUACCGACCACCAGAGGACGUAUGUCUCCGGCAAUUCUGCGAGAUGGCACGCGAAUUCGGCUUCAAGAAUGCGCUUACCUUUGCCCCUAUUGUGGAGACGUGGUCAUCCGAGACGAGACGAAGCUGCCUGGAUACGUUCUACAGAAGGCGAGAAGCAGCACUGGCACGGGCUGAAGUCGCGGAGAGGGAGGGGAGUGAUGAGAUGAAGGCCAUCAUCAAAGACGAAGAAGAGCAGAAGGCUUUCAAAGAGGAGGGCGAGUCAAAAGUGUUGAAAGACUAUGAUGAAAUCAAGGUACUGAAAAACGAGGAUGUCGAGUACGUGAAGAAGCAGGAAGACCUGAAGCUCGAGCCUAAAUACGAAGACGACAGGAAAGACGCCAAAGUAAAGGUGGACUUUACAUCACCAUCUAUCAAACCCAAGAGCAUCAAGGACGAGUUGGUCAAGGACGAGACAAAGCCCUACGACCUCAAAUUCAAGGCGGAGGGCGGUGGUGCGGGUCGCGACGAUGUCAAGACGCCAAUCAAGCACGACGCGUCCGACAACGAGAAGAAGGCUAAGGUGAAACUGGAGGACGGAAAGUCGAAGAGGACAUCGAUAUUCCUGCUCGACGAUGACGACGACGACGAACUGUAGCUACAUGAGUCGGAAGCAAGAUACCCCUGAAUGGAAUUGCGAGCAAAAGUCGACAUCCUACCCCCCCUUAUUUGUCGAUGAGUGGCUACUUGGUCAAGGUACCGAGAAUGUGUGGAAGGACGGCGUAUGCCGGCUCGUCGGGCGGGCUGACGAGGUCACUCUGGUGCCACGGCCCAGCGGAGAGGAGGCUCUUCUUAGUAUCCCGACAGAUACGGCACGAUCCCAUGAAAAAUGACCAGGGGAUGUUGACGAGCCCUAAAGCGGGGUAAGUUUACACAGUCUGACUCAAAAGUUCAAGCUUGGGGGCUCUCACGUUGAUACAGGCUGAACAGCGGCCCGCCGCGGGUCGCCUUGACGUGCUCGUACACAUACCAGUGACCGCCGGGCUUGAGCAGCUUGUAUAGGUGCUUGAUAUUCUCCUCUGGAUCUGGGAUGCUGCACAGGCACAGGACGCCGACGAUGCAGUCGACGCUGCCGGGUGGAAUCUGGCCGUCCCAGGCCUUUGGGUCGCUGACGGACUCGAUGCCCACGGGGACCACCUCGUACACGUCGCCGAGUCCAACUUGCUUGACACGCUUCCGCAGCGCGGCGGCGGACUGCGGGUGCGGCUCGACGCCGUAUAUCUUGGUGAUUUCAGGUCCAGGGCCAGCGCCGCCAGCCUGCUUCCUCUUGCGAGCGCCGUCCGCCGAGUCAGGGACGCCGGCGCCGGCGCCGAUGCGGGCAAAGACGUCGGCCCACAUGCCGCUGCCGGCGCCGACCUCGAUGACGGUCCCAUGAACGGGCGUCCCUACGACGGUGUCGUGAAUGCGACCGCCCGAGACGCGGCCUUCGAGCAGGGGGAUGACGCGCGCCUCGCCGGCCUCCUUGACGCUCGGCCCGAUGGUGGCCCAGAAAUUCCCGAACAGCACGUUGGAGAAGGCAGGCGGCCAGAGGAGCUUCCACAGGGCGCCGGACAGGACGAUGUCGCGGAUCGUCUGAGGGAUGUGCGAGGCCGAGAUGCCCAUGAACAGCCAGGGGUCGACGAGCUGCAUGAGCAGGUCCCUGAGGCCUGCGAGGAAGGAGGCCAUGAUGGGCAGGGGGGCUUUUUGUUCUUGAUCCGCCUCGACGUCGGAGCUUGGAUACAGCAAGAAGAGAUAAGAGUAGAGACAAAUUCACUUACCGACCUGAAAGAUCGGGUAGGCCAAAUAUUUAGAGGUCCCUGCAGGCGUGACGAUACGAGACUAGGCGGCGGGCCCGGCAGUCGGUGGGGCCGCCUGUCCGACCGACGCCCUCCGCGCGAGGCACCGCGUGUAGGGAGGGUGUGAGCGGGUUGGAAGGGCACGGGACACUGUGCCUGGCAUUGCGCCGAACAGGAGUGACUGCUUUUGAGUACCC
Messenger RNA from Purpureocillium takamizusanense, 4644 nucleotides. RefSeq lists its product as uncharacterized. The record is from RefSeq and is a predicted model, not a curated record. The transcript is spliced from 2 exons. Bases 1 to 3270 code for a protein of 1089 amino acids. NCBI's taxonomy places the organism in Eukaryota, Fungi, Ascomycota, Sordariomycetes, Hypocreales, Ophiocordycipitaceae. Gene Ontology annotation, molecular function: ATP-dependent chromatin remodeler activity; ATP binding.